AUGAAGCUCGCCAAUCUCGUGCAGCUGCUUCCCCUAGCCACUUCGGCGCUGGCAAUCAAGACCAUCACUCGUGAUGUCACGGUGAUCGGAGGAGGCGUUGGAGGCACCUACGCUGCGGUGCGCGUGGCCGAUUACAACAAGUCAGUAGUGGUCGUCGAACAAACCGAAACCCUGGGAGGUGCAACUCGCACAUAUCACGACCCUGCCACCGGCGAAACCAUCGACGUGGGCGUGCAGAUCUUCCAGAACAUGGACAUUGUCAAGUCCUUCUUUGCUCGCUACAACCUCCCUCUCAUCAACAUGUCAAUUGGCAUCUCAGGUGCCGGCGGUGGCCUGAUCCCUGUCAACCUUCGCACCGGCCAGCAUUUCAACUACUCUGUGCUUCCAAGCGACGAUAACGUCGCCUCUGCGUUUAAAAAGUACGCUGCACAACUCGCUCGUUUCCCGUUUCUCACCGACCCAGGCAUCCAGCUGCCCGAUCCUGUGCCCGAGGAUCUUCUGCUGCCAUUUAGCAAAUUCGUCGACAAGUACGACCUCCAGGACAUAGUGCAGCUGGUCGCCCUCCAAGCUCAAGGAUUUGGCAACGUGCUCGAGACCACCACAUUGUACGUCUUCAAGUUCUUCAACGAAAUCGUCCUAGAGAACCUGGCCAGCAGCUUCCUCGCCUCGGCCACGACCAACUCGCAUGAGCUGUACGAAAAGGCCUACGACGCUCUCGGUGGCGCCAAGAAUGUCCUCUUCAACAGCACCAUUAUCUCCAUCGAUCGACCCGCCAAAUCCGACCCAGACGCCCCGAUCAAACUAUACGUGCAGUCCUCGUCAACCGGGGAGAUUGUCCAGAUCAACACCAAACAAAUCGUCUUCGCCAUUCCGCCCGUUGCGUCCAAUUUCGAAACCGUCGACCUCGACGAGACCGAGGACAGCCUCAUCUCGCGCUUCACGAGCCAUACUUUUAUGGCUGGUGUUCUCAAAAACGCCGCCUACCUGGAAGCCCCCGGUCUUCUGUACAACGCAGACCUGACUACUCCUUACAAGCUACCAAAGCUGCCGUCUAUUUACUUCAUCGGCCCGAUGUUCGGCAACCUGACUGCAAUCCCCUAUGGAGGCCCUUCCCCUCCCGACCCAGAAGAUGAAGAGGACAUCAAAAAAGAUGUCAUCUCUCUCGUCAAAAAGAGCAUCCCGGGAUCUGACCCAGAGAUCGUCUCGUGGAUGAGCGGUGGGAAUUAUGAGUGCCAGGUCAGUGCAGACGAGAUCCGCGGUGGGUUUUAUGAGCGUUUGAACAACUUGCAAGGUUAUCGCAAUACCUGGUGGACUGGGGCCGCAUUUCAACAUCCGGAUUGUGCCUUGAUUUGGAAUUUCACGGAUGCAGUUGUGAUUCCUAACUUGAUCAAGGCUUUGAAUGCAUAA
Molecule: messenger RNA, 1407 nt
Organism: Talaromyces rugulosus
Lineage: Eukaryota; Fungi; Ascomycota; Eurotiomycetes; Eurotiales; Trichocomaceae
Exons: 1
Coding region: 1-1407 (468 amino acids)
Source: RefSeq, a predicted model, not a curated record